Molecule: messenger RNA, 5267 nt
Organism: Rhincodon typus (whale shark)
Lineage: Eukaryota; Metazoa; Chordata; Chondrichthyes; Orectolobiformes; Rhincodontidae
Product: septin-2
Exons: 12
Coding region: 17-1180 (387 amino acids)
Biological process (GO): cytoskeleton-dependent cytokinesis; regulation of exocytosis; cilium assembly
Cellular component (GO): septin complex; synaptic vesicle; cell division site
Molecular function (GO): molecular adaptor activity; GTP binding; GTPase activity
Source: RefSeq, a predicted model, not a curated record
AUUUCCCAACUCUACAAUGUCACAAUCUUCAGACAAGUUUAAGAUGCUACAGCAACAGCAGCAACAACAACUGUUACAACAGCAGCAGCAGCAGCAGCAGCAAGCUCAGUUCUCAAAUCCAGAGACUCCUGGCUAUGUGGGAUUUGCCAAUCUCCCUAAUCAGGUGCAUCGCAAAUCUGUGAAGAAGGGGUUUGAAUUCACACUCAUGGUAGUUGGUGAGUCUGGCUUGGGCAAAUCGACGUUAAUAAACAGCCUCUUUCUGACUGACCUCUAUCCUGAGAGAGUUAUACCUGGAGCUGCAGAGAAAAUUGAAAGAACAGUCCAGAUUGAGGCUUCGACUGUUGAGAUUGAGGAGCGUGGUGUGAAGCUGCGCCUGACUGUGGUCGACACACCAGGAUAUGGGGAUGCUAUCAACAGCCAGGACUGUUUUAAGACAAUUAUUUCAUAUAUUGAUGACCAGUUUGAGCGGUACCUUCAUGAUGAAAGUGGAUUGAACAGACGGCAUAUUAUUGAUAACCGGGUCCACUGUUGCUUUUAUUUCAUCUCUCCUUUUGGUCAUGGACUGAAGCCCCUGGAUGUGGAGUUCAUGAAAGCUAUACACAAUAAAGUGAAUGUUGUUCCUGUCAUUGCAAAGGCAGACACCCUUACACUGAAAGAAAGAGAGAGACUCAAAAGAAGGAUCCUCGAUGAGAUAGAGGAACACAGUAUUAGGAUAUACCACCUUCCAGAUGCGGAGUCUGAUGAGGAUGAGGAUUUCAAGGAGCAAACCCGAAUCCUUAAGGCCAGUAUUCCUUUUGCUGUGGUUGGAUCAAAUCAGUUGAUUGAGGCAAAAGGUAAAAAAGUCCGAGGGCGUCUGUAUCCAUGGGGAGUGGUGGAGGUGGAGAAUCCAGAGCACAACGAUUUCUUGAAGCUAAGAACAAUGCUCAUCACGCACAUGCAGGACCUGCAGGAGGUGACCCAGGAUCUUCACUAUGAAAACUUCCGCUCGGAGCGUCUCAAACGGGACGGCAGGAAAGGGGAAGAGCAUCCUCAGGAUAAGGACCAGAUUCUGCUGGAGAAGGAAGCUGAGUUGCGCCGCAUGCAGCAGAUGAUUGCCCAGAUGCAGGCUCAAAUGCAGAUGCAAAUGCAGAAACCAGGAGGAGAUGGAGAUAGCAGUAGUGUGCACAGUCAGCAUGUCUAAUCUGGAGAACAAAGAUUGAAGAUCACCUUGAAGCAGAGGUGGAGAGGGAUUUAGAGCGUGGAUAAUAAUGGUAGCCAGUGUUGACAGCUAUUUUAAUGUUUAGUUCACAAUGCAGUAUUGUAAUGUUUUGUACCCUUAUUUUUGCCAAUUUUUAAAACUGUGGUAGUUUCUCUUUUUUAUAUAUUGUACUGUGAUGAUCUUCCAUUACACUUUUCUUUGUUAAUUUUUGUACCCAUGAAGUUGUAGCUUUUUAGUAUGAAGUAUUAACAACACUGGUUAAGGGUGCAAAAGCCACUAUUAUUGGGAAAACAUUUGCUUAUAAAGGAACUGUAGCCUAUUCUAUUAAAUAAUACAAUCUGGUUUAAUGUGCAAGGUGGGGAAGGUGUGGAGAGAUGAAUAAGGUAUUGCUGAUCCAUUGUCUACUGCAGAAAGAUGCAGAUUGUGUGCUUUGUCUCUGGACCUUAAUGUUUAAUACUCUUGUGGUGAUGGAUCAGAUUACUGUAUGUCGAAACAGUUACUGCAUGCUUUCUUUUCUCUAUUGUGUUCUGCACAAUAGUAUCUCUCCUCUUGGGGCUUAGAACUAAGUUAUUCCUCAAGUACAAGGAUUUAAUGAAAGUCUAGUUUGAUGCCCUUCUUUUUAGUUGAUGACUUGUUCCUUUGCUGCGAGUGCUUCUUGCUAAGGGAUAGGCCUAUGAUUCUACUUGGCAGACAGUGAUUUGACAAGCUUGCUCUUUUUAAUGGUGUUGGCUCGUGACCGUGAAUCUAGAUGUCUCUUGGCAGAGAACCUUAUGUUGAGUUGCCCUUGUAUAAUUCCAAAUUGCCUUAUUUGGGGAGUGGUGGGAGGGUAAAAAAGUAUGUCCUACCUUCAUGGAAGGAGGCAGAUGGUGGCAUUUUGUAAUUGCUCCUGUUUCCCACAAGCCAAUGUUGUCUUCUCAUAAGCUGCUUCUUUUAUAAGAUAUGUGUACCUAUGAAAAUUGUCCUUUUUUUAACAUGGACACUAAAUUAGGUAGAACCUUUUGAAUAGCUGGAAAAGAGGUUUGUUUACCUUAUGAUACUUAAGGAUAAAUAAUCCACAGAAUUCUCCAGCAUAUUAUAUUUUAUUUUAUUUAACUCUUUGUACCUUCAUUCAGUAAAAUGUUUUUAUGUCCUGUAGAAAUGGUGCAAUAUAUAUGCUGCUAGACUAUGCAAUAACAAACAAUGCUGUUGUAAUGUCUUCAGUGCAUUGUCACCAUUUGACCUGAUCCUUCACUCAUUUACUACUUUGGUGUCAGCUAGUGCAUCGACUGGAUGGCUGGUCUGUGAUAGAGUGACGCCAACAGUGUGGGAUAAACUCCCACACCAGCUGAGGUUACCAUGAAGGACUCUCCUCCUCAACCUCUUCCCCUUUACCUGAGGCUGUUGUGCUCUAAUGGGAGAGUAGCCCUAUCGUCACUUUAUCUUGACUUUUACUGGGAAACUGCACACACAAGACCUGGUGCUACUUGUAUUAAAUAGCUUCAGUUAUUUCAUUUUCAGUCCCAUAAGAAACCUGUCUAUGGCCUGACUGAAAUACCCACUUCAAAAAUCUGCAAUCUGCAAUCUGUCCUUGUACUCACACCAGAUUCAUCACAGGCUAUAUUAAAAUGUUACUGUGGUUUUUGAAUGGAACAUGGCUAUUUGCUUCCUUCUGCUCUGCUAUAAUGAUUGCCUUUGCUUUUGAUAGGCUUUGAACUAGCUUCCUAACUGGUUAUUGGUGUGAUUGGUUAUAGUGUAUCCAGCUUGCACAAGUACAGAAAUGUCAGAGACCUUAAACGUUUUACAAAGAAAACUGUCAUUAUUGACAAAAAAUCCGAAUGAAGUAAAUUCCUUGCCAAUUGUUCAGACUUGGGUCAGAGCUCGUGCUUUUAAUUUUCCUGUUGUUCAAUGGUGGUGAGAGAUUACUUUGUACUUACUGUUUUUGAAUUUAUUGUCUGGAAGUUUAGUUUGUUGAACACCUCCAAAUACAUUUUUUCAAGAACUGGGCAUUUCAAAAAAAAAUGCUGCCUCAAUGAAUGUAGCAGAAGAAAUAGGAUGUUGCAUUUUCACACCCUGAAGGUUCUUAAUAUGCUAUUGUAAUACUGCAAAUGUACAGUUUAUGCUUAUUCUUGCACAUUUGGUUUGUGAAUUGCUUUCAUGGCUCUUAUACCUGUAAUUUUGGAGGAGCUGGAUUCUCGUUACAAGGUCCUAAUGUUUUAAAUCUCUGUCUCAAAAAAAAAAUAGCCAACUAAAUUCAUUUCCUUUGGUUAGACCAAUAGUAGCAGGGUUUUUUCUUCUGUGGGCUAUAUAAAUGAAGACAUGCAGCCUUUGAUUGAGGAAAGUUGCUGUAAAGUCUGAAUCUAAAUCCCUAUUUCCAUUCCCAGUCUGAGUAUAACUCAAAGUUGCUAGUUUUAUCAGACUUUGGAUUUACUAAUCAGUGAGCUAACUGAAGAAAAACCCUUUCCAAAUCUGAGGGCAUGAUAAAAUGCAAAGGCAGUUUGGAUAGCUGUCAGUGCAGACAUAUGGAUGGACUGAAUAUUACAAUAUUUGGAGGAGUGGGUGCUAGUGGAAUGAAAGCAGUUGAAGAGAUUUGGAUGAUUGACAGGUUGUGAUGAUCGCAUUGGAGUUGGAUGUGGAUUGGCAUGAAGGUAUUUUAGUUGCUGAAGUAAGAAUUAGUCUUCCAUCUCAAACGUCUGACAACUUAAGGUUCUUGUAAUGAGAUGCACGAGUCUAUCCCUGCAAGAAAUGAGUAGUGUGCUUUGGGCCAUAGUGAAUUCAUUUCAGACGUCACAGCUCCCUAGGCCUCCAUAAACAUUCUUUGUACUUACAGUUGCAUAUGCUUAGGUCUGUAUUUUUUCUUUAAAUACUUGCUUGACACGAAAGCCAUUGUUUUUAUUUAAUUGGCAAAUUCUGUAAUUGGUGAAAAAGGGCCUGUUCCAAAAUGUGAAUAUGUUGUUCCUUGACCUAGUGUAAUUAGUUCUUUGCUAUGUUAUAAUGUCACAUACAUCCACCCACUCUUGUAGAAAUGUCUGAUACCGAACAUUAAUAUACUGUGAAUCCAAGAAGUUUCUCGCUAUCACAGGAGUAUAUAAGUCAUAGUAGUAAGGUUGCACAGCCAAUUACUGUUGUCUGCAUUUAGUUUUCACAUUGGCUCAGAUUUGUAAACUGGUGUACAAAUGAGUACUGGAAAUGUGAUUUUGUUGUAGUUUUCACAAUUUUGAACUUAAAAUAUUAAACAAACGACAAUGUAGUUGUAGAGUUGGCCAACUGCCUUGGUGAAAUGUCAUAAUUUAAUAUCACUUUCUAAAUGAGCUUUGAAAAAUGGGACAGUAGGGAGGAAAAAGUCAUUUAUGUACUCAACUAAUAAUUAAACUGUUUUACAUUGAAGCUUUUAUUCCUGAUGCUAGAGUGUAUGGUACAUGUUGCCUUAGAAAUAUGAUGCCAGCCUAUUUUGAGACUGCAACAAGAAAAAGGCACGAACUUGUUUGGUUCCUAUCACUGGAGUAAUUUCUAAUACUAAUGCAUAUGUUCCCUUGACUUCUAAUUUCAGUGAAAAAUUGCUAAAAAUUCAGACUGUUUGUAUUUUGGUUUAAUAUUGAUUUUAGAAGAGGGGAAAUCUGAGGUCAUUGAGGGGAGCUACAGUUCCCCCAAUUAUGCAAACUGUUUCUGGAUAAUUCUGGAAGAGUUGUGUAUUUUUCUGAUUUGUAACUUUCCAUCCUGAUUGGAGUACCAGUGAUUCAUUUAGGCAUCAAGUUACCAAGUUGUCAAGCUUUUUUACUGCCAAAAUAUUGACUGUCUGUGUUACUUUCACGUGUUUUUGAAGUCUUGGAUUUCAGAAGCUAUUUUGGAACUGUUAACCAUUUCAGUAUUGUGCUCCAAUGCAAUAUAUGAAUUCUCUGAUAGAUGUGGAAGUCAUGCUGGAUUCUGUCAGAGUAUUGCCUGAUUUAGCCUGUAGGUCAACUAUCUGUUGAUAUACUGAAGUUAAGGCAGUACCAAUGAAACAAUCCUGCCUGACUGGUAAGUUUAACAAUGUCAUUACAUGUAUAUUCUUGUUCAUUAAAAUGUCACAAUAAACUUGCACAAAACACCCAAA